Messenger RNA from Stegostoma tigrinum, 5158 nucleotides. RefSeq names its product complement factor B-like. NCBI's taxonomy places the organism in Eukaryota, Metazoa, Chordata, Chondrichthyes, Orectolobiformes, Stegostomatidae. Gene Ontology annotation, biological process: complement activation; proteolysis. The record is from RefSeq and is a predicted model, not a curated record. Gene Ontology annotation, cellular component: extracellular region. The transcript is spliced from 18 exons. Bases 2117 to 4432 code for a protein of 771 amino acids. Gene Ontology annotation, molecular function: serine-type endopeptidase activity.
GCUGAUGCUACCUACAAAAAAUGUGAAACUCAGAAAUGUGGGUCUAUGAGAGCUGGGCACACCCGUUCAGACUGUUAAACAAAACCCCCAAGACCUCUUAAGCUGUUUACAUUGCUCCAGGCUGCUUGUUACCCCUGCCUUACAACUUCACUUCAAAAAAGAACAAAAAAAGGCUCCCAAAACCACAGCAUCAUUGUAGACUCUAUGACAAUGACUCUAAGUGACUUUCUUUCCAACCUGAUAUUCCCGCAGUCUAACCGAUUUGCGUUUCACUGAACUUGUCAGGGUAUCUCACUCACAUUGACAUAAAAACACACUACAAAACUUUGACAUUGUAAAAUAUCCCAAGCUGCUUCACAGGAACAUAAUGUAAUAAAAUUAGACAAUGAGUGGCAUGAGGAGAAAAUUGGGUCAGUUGAGAAAUAAGUUUUGUCAAAGAUGUGGAUUUAAAGUAUAUAAUUGAAGUGAGGCAGUAAGUUGGAGGGAAUUCCAACACUUGGAGCUCAGGCAGCUGAAGGUGUAGCCACCAUUAGUGGACAAAUGAAAACGGGGCAAGCACAUAAAGUUGAAGAGCAGGAUGUUCGAGCGGGAUUUUGGGUUGGAAGAGGUCUAUAGAAAUAAAGAGAUGCUAGGAUGAGGAUUUCUAAAACAAGGCUUUGCUGGACAAAGAAUUAUUGGAGCCAGUGGUACAGGGGACAAUAGAGGAAUGGGCCUUUGCUGUAUUGUUGCAUUUUGCUGAGCUGAGAAUUAUGGGAGAGUUAGGUUGGAUGACCAGCGAGGUGAGCAUUGAAAUAACACAAAUGUAACACAAAAAAGGAUGACAUUUCUGACUAGGGGUGAGGUGAGGCAGAUUCUUACCUGUUAAGGGAGUCAAAGGCCAUGUGGCAGAGACAGGGAAGUGAAUUUGAGACCAUACUAAGAUCAGCUUAAUCUCAUUGAAUGGUGGAACAUGCCUGACGGGCCAAAUGGCCUACCCCUGGUCCUACUCUGCAUAUGUGCAUGCAAAACCAAAUACAAAGCAGAAAAUCCGCCUCGGACAUCGCUCAGGGAUCUCAGAAGAACUCGCCAGCUCAUCUGAACAGUGUCUUUGGGAUCUCCCUACCUGAGAGGGUGAGUAACAUCUCAUCUGAAGAACAGAAGCUCUGACAGUGCAGCAAUCCGUCAGCUGGAGUGACAUUCCAGAACUUGUGUUGAAGUGUUGGAAUCAGUCUGUCUCAAGGACAGGAAGCAGAACACAGUCUUGCCUCUGCGGCUGCAUUCCUCCCGGUGUUUAUCAUCAAUUGGACUCUGCAAUGAAUUUUCCAGGACAGAGUGGAUAACCCUGUCCAUUCUCAACCCAUUCCACAGCACCAUCCCCACCUCCCCUAAUAAAGAUUAGCCAUAACUAGAAUUGUGCACUGGGGCAUUCUGUGGAGGUGGAUCUUGUGAGAAACCCAUUUGAUUGAUAGAGGCACUGCCAUGGAGAUUGUACCAGUUAAAGAUACUUGACAGUUAGACUUUGUUUAAAUUUUAAACCAAACAUGUUGAGUUAUUGAUUUAUUAUUGUCACGUACUGAGAUACAGCGAAAACUAUUGUUUUGCGUGCUCUACAGGUCGAUUGUACUAUGCACCGUUGGACUACGAUUGGUCAGACUAAAAGAAGAACCAACUUGUACCAAUUUGCACCAAAGAUAUGGUAUAAGGCGAUGAAAGGAAGGCCUGUGCCCAGCAUCAUUGGCACAACUGAAGCACUUUUUACUCAACAUAAACGGGCAAUGAGUUCAAAACUGAUAGAUAUUGAUGCACUCACAGAGCGACUUCCCUCAGAUAGAGCAAGGCAUAGACAGCAGGACAGAGAUGCAUGUUUCUUUGGCAUUCUCAGGCUGUUCACAAUCAGGUAGCAGAACAGGGCCUGGACCAUGUCAACCUCUAUUUGCUUAACAUGUUUUAUUUGCAGGGAGAUUAAUGCAAAGCAACUUGCCAAACAAGAGGCCUGAUUAAUAUCUGGGGUAACAUGAUCGAUGGCAGUGAUGUGAAGUAGAUGUUAAUUAAUAUAUAAUCCCAUUGACCAGGCUGUCUGUAUUUACACUGCUAUUGCUGGGAAGUUAUUGAUUAAUCAACAUUGAGAGUGCAGUCUAUGUUCCAUCGAGUGGAGCACUACCCACAGGAGAGGUUAGAAAUGGAGCUGGUCAGGAUUGCUGCCUUGAAUCUCUUCAUCUUUCUUGUGAGUGGUGAAAAUGAAAAUGAUGGCAUCACAUGUAAUCCCAAUGUUACAAUCAGAGAUGGGAUGGUCACUCUGUCCAAAGAUGGGGAAGUUGGGAGCAUCUUAAGGUAUAACUGUCUCUUCGGGCUUUAUCCUUAUCCAGUAAUAAGCCGAAUCUGCAGAAGAAAUGGACGAUGGAGUUUAAUGAGAAAUGACCAGGGACAGAUCAUUUCGAAGGCAGAAUGCAGAGCAUUCAAGUGCCCGCCGCCUUCGAUUGAACAAGGAACAUUCUUUCCCAGCAACACAUUAUAUGCCGUGGGUGACACUGUCAGCUUCGAGUGCGAUGAUGGAUACAGCCUGUGGGGCUCGAAGAGUAGAACCUGCAUGAUCAAUGGAAGAUGGAAUGGGACCACAGCUGUCUGCCAGGAUGGAUUGGAUUCCUGUCCUAAUCCGGGCAUUCCGGCAGGAAGCGUGAAAUCUGGGACUAACUACGGCUUCGACGAUAAGGUCAAAUACCUGUGCCUCAAUGAUCUUGUUCUGAUUGGCUCAAAUGAGAGGAUCUGCCUGCAGACUGGCGAAUGGAGUGGAUCGGAGCCUGUGUGCCAACACAAAUAUUCCUUUGACCUGCCAGAGGAAGUGGCUUCUUAUUUCUCUGCCUCAUUUUCACGCUUUCUGAGUGAGUCAAAGAUUGACUCUCAGGUUAAGGAGAAAGACGAGAGCCAUGGCAGGAAGCUCAUACUGGGGCAAAAUCACAAACUUCAUAUUUACAUUCUGCUUGAUGUUUCUGGAAGCAUUCAGAAAGAGGAUUUUAAGAAAGCCAUUAAAGCCAUUACCACCUUUAUCACCAUGAUCAAACAAUUUGAAGUUGGGGUCAAUUAUGGCCUCGUGAUGUUCGGCUCUCGGUCACGUGUGGAGGUCCAUAUUGCUCAUGGUGACGUGAGUGACUCAGAUUCUGUACUCCAAAUACUGCCUACUCUUAAGUAUGAAGACAUCGCAAGGUACAGCGAUGCAGGAACAAACAUGACUGGAGCUUUGAAAACGAUUUUCGAAAUGAUGGUUCUGAAGAAGGCAUCAAUGAAGGACAAACAAGCAGAAUGGAGGGAGGUCCGACACGCCAUCAUGAUCUUCACUGAUGGGAGGAAUAACAUGGGAGGAAAUCCUAAACCGAUGAUGGAUCGCAUUCGGAACUUCCUGGACAUUGAGAAAGUUGGAGAAGAGUUUCUUGAUGUCUACGUGUUUGGCCUUGGCAAUGAUGCUGAUGGAGAGGAGAUGAACUCAGUUGCAUCUAAGAAGAACAACGAGAAGCAUGUGUUCCUCAUUCAGAUGGAUGACCUAACAACUGUCUUCAAUGCGAUGCUAGAUCUCACUUCCGUUGGAAACCUGUGUGGUUUUGCCAAUAAAAGUUUAACUGUAAGCGACCAGAGUUCCUUUCCAUGGUACGCAGAAGUUCGCAGUAAUGACAAUCCGGACUUUCGAUGUUCUGGAUCCAUUGUGGGGGAGGAGUGGAUCCUAACAGCAGCCCAUUGCUUCGAAUAUCUGACCGAGGGAGACACUAACAGCAGACUCAUUUUCGUUGGGGUUUCUGAUAAGAAGGUACAACUGAAAAUAGACAGAGUGAUAAAACACCCAAACUACAACCUGACUGGGAAGGUGGAGAUGGGCAUCCGGGAGUUUUAUGAUUAUGAUAUUGCCUUGGUAAAGAUAAAGUCAAAACUGAGCUUCACAACAAAUAUCAGACCCAUUUGCCUGCCAUGCACAGUGGGCACCAGUGUUGCUUUGAGGAUAUCUCAGACCAAACCAACCUGCGCUGAACAUGAGAAAGAACUGCUACCAACUUUGGGAACUGUUGAAGCCAAGUUUAUUCAGAAAAUUCAGAAACACGAACUGAAAAACGUGAAGAUAAAAACUGGUGCAUCGGAAAGAGCUUUGUGCGAGCAGGACGCGACCGCUGCUGCCAUAUAUGUCAAUGUCAGCAAUGUCAAAGAUGUAGUCACUGACCGCUUUCUGUGCACAGGAGGAAGUAGAAAGAAUCCCGAGGCCAUCAGCUGUAAAGGAGAUUCAGGAGGACCCUUGUACAUUCAGAAACUAUACCGAUAUAUUCAGGUGGGAGUCGUAAGCUGGGGAGUCGUGAACAAGUGUGAAUAUUCCAAUCUGCCACACCACGCCAGAGAUUUUCACAUCAAUUUGUUCAAGGUGCUGGACUGGUUAAAGCAGCACUUGGGCAACAGCACCAGAUUUCUGGACCAGUAGGUGUCGCACUUCCCUUGCAGGUAGCUGAGCAGAAUCCAGUGCCAUUUCUUCGAGCCUGCUGACUGAAAUCACUGCUGCACUUUUGAAGAAGUCUCGCCUACCUUGUGUCACAGUGAUUUUCUCAGAGCUGCUUGUUCCAAGUCAAUAUGUAUAAAUAUAUAUAGACACACAUUUUACACCACACACACCAAUUCCCAGCAUGAUAGUUUUCCCAUACUGGCUGGGAUCCCAUCAUGGUCCAGGAAUCUCCCGUUUCUGCAAAAUUCUGAAAGAAUUACCAUUCUGUGGCUUUACAGAGUCACAGCUUGAGGUCUCCCACCUGUUAAAGUAAGUGCAUGCAUUUCAGUGCAGAUUAGAAUUGGCCCAGAAUAAGUGUUUAAAAUGUGCUGCAUGUGCUCAGAGUUUGUGUAUCAUUGUCAGCGUCAGCUAGCAGUACUAAAACAAGCAACUAGCUUGAUUCAAACUGGCAGUGACAUUCAAUUCACCCAUUCUUGUAGCUGUGCAGUCUGUAACAAAUUGCAGAUUUUUGUAUCCACGCUACCCAUGAUUUCUCAACUAUUCCUUCUGUAAAGCAUGUUUCUGAUAUUUUAGUCAAUGAUAAAGACGCUCAGAAUAUUUCAGCAAGAUGAGAUUCUCAACUUCCAAUGUGGAUCAUUGAUUAUGAUAUUUAGUUGACGAGCAUUGUCCUUUCAAAAGGAACAAUAAAAACCAAUUUGAAUAAAAUAU